Ogataea parapolymorpha DL-1 is the source of this 639-nucleotide messenger RNA. RefSeq lists its product as uncharacterized. The transcript has a single exon. NCBI's taxonomy places the organism in Eukaryota, Fungi, Ascomycota, Pichiomycetes, Pichiales, Pichiaceae. The record is from RefSeq and is a predicted model, not a curated record. The coding region runs from base 1 to 639 and encodes 212 amino acids.
AUGUCGGAACGUCAGCAGUUCCCUGUCUAUCCCAAACCAGUUUGGCCCGCUGGCAAGAAACAUGAUUACCAGCCUGUUGAUACAAUCACCCAUGCGGCUAAGGUCACACUCUGCUCCGGCCUGAUUCUGGGUGGAAUGCACUUCAGAAGAAUGCUACAGCAUAGAAAGGGGUCUGCCAGACCAAGUCAUGCCAGAUACUUGGCCCUGUUCGAGCUCCAGAGACAUCAUUUCAUUUCUGCACCAUUGGCGGCUGGAACGUACGUGUUUGUUUCUGACUCGCUAUAUAACAUCAACGAAGAAACGAGAGCUUCUGCCGAGGUUGCAGCUGUUUCGUCUGCCUUUUUCGUGGCAUCGAUGUUCAAGUCAAUGCCAAUGAAUGCAAGGAUUGGAAUCAGUCUUGGUUAUGGACUGGCUACCGGGCUGUUUUUCUGGGCUGGAAAAUGGGGUUUGGGUGAGGCCAGUUUGCAUGCAACCAGAAGUAGGGGUGAGGUCCAUGACCAGGAAUCUAAUAAGUCUUUAGAUUCUGAAACCGAAAUGGGCAAGUAUAGGAAACAAGGCUUCUGGGAAACGAUGUACAGAAGACCUCUAUCCCAAACAGUUGAUGAGCUUGGUGAAGGAAGAGGAAUAGUCAAGCUAUGA